AUGAAUAACUACGAAAAGUUAGCCAUCUCCGCAAACCGCGGUGUUAAGUUGCCUGAAUGGCGUUCCGCUAAAUCUUUGUGGCUAAUUUACCUUUAUAAGUUUCGGAAUUAUCAAGUCCAUAAAGAUACUAUUUCCGAUUUCGUUCGCAAUCUUAAAAAAAUUGGUCGAGACCAGCAAGUCCGACAUUUAGCGGCCGAUGAAGAACUAAAAAUAGUUUACGAUAACAGAUGCGUAAAUUGUGGUGCUUUGGAAAAUCAUCAUCAUCCUAGAUUUAGAGAUACCAUAGUCGUUUUACAAAAGGGUCAUAUUGACCCCAAUAAGCCAGAAGUUUUAGAAAAUAUUAUCCCGCAAUGCCAAAUUUGUAAUCAGACUUAUAAAGAUAACUUUGUUUAUGAUGAAAAUGGAUAUAUCAAAGCGAUUAACAAUGAGAACUUUGUUUUGAGGUCAAAGCCAGAAGUUUUAAAGAGAAUUUAUGAAUUAUUGAAAAAGAAAUUCGA
This is a messenger RNA of Cetraspora pellucida, 497 nucleotides long. NCBI's taxonomy places the organism in Eukaryota, Fungi, Glomeromycota, Glomeromycetes, Diversisporales, Gigasporaceae. The record is from the annotation of a GenBank genome assembly.